Messenger RNA from Grus americana (Whooping crane), 3319 nucleotides. It is a transcript of the gene WDPCP, whose product is annotated as WD repeat containing planar cell polarity effector. The record is from RefSeq and is a predicted model, not a curated record. The transcript is spliced from 21 exons. Gene Ontology annotation, biological process: establishment of protein localization; cilium organization; nervous system development. Gene Ontology annotation, cellular component: axonemal basal plate. Bases 617 to 2680 code for a protein of 687 amino acids. Lineage: Eukaryota; Metazoa; Chordata; Aves; Gruiformes; Gruidae. Gene Ontology annotation, molecular function: protein binding.
GGUUGCUGCGCGUGCGCGGGUGGCCGUGCUUCAGUGGUUGCUAGACUUCCUGUGGCUUGAACAAGUCUUUCGCUGAACCUCUGACAGCUUCUGCAGUACAGCAAACUGUGGUGUCAGAGUUAUUUUAAAUGUCAAACUAUACUGAUUCGUAUCAGUUACCAUACAUUUUUAAUAUGAAUGAAGAUUGUACCUAACUUCCCUUCUGGGGAUGAAUUUGAAAGCCAAAUACCUGCAAGCAAAGCUGAGAUCUGGCUUGCUGUUAAAUGUAGAGAAGCUUGCUGGCUGUGUUCUUUAGCUGUAUUUUGGAUGGGAUUUUCUUUUUCUUCAUUGCCAUCUAUAGAAAUUGAUGAAUUUUUUUAGACACUUUGUGACAACGUGUGGAUUUUCUACUCACUAAUGUCAAUGUGCAGAGGAGUGACUUGUAACUUCUGAGUGAAUUAGGUACUUCUUCCAAUGCACUUCAGAGAGAGAGGUUUCAGCUAGUCCACAUAGUCUUGGAGCCAUGGAGGGUGCACAGGUAUGGACACAAGACCUGCUCAGAUGUGAAGCAGUGCAGUGAGGGAUGAAACGGGACAGGCUGCCUGAAGAAUAGUGCUAGGGCUCCAUCUGACACCAGAUGUCUUUCUGCCUGACUGAGAUGUUCCUGUGGUCUUUGAGGACUAACUUAUGUAUUAGAGAUGAUGAUAUUGGGAUCCACCAGUACUAUGACAAGAAAGAACCAGCAUCACAGAUGAAGCACAGUUACUUAGAAGAGAAGCAAAAGCCAGCAGAAUCUCGAGAUUAUCCUUGGAUACUGAAAAACAAGCGACCAGACAAACUGCGAGAUACACUCAAGGAGGUCGAGGACUUAAUGCAAAACAGUCAAUGUACGCUGAGCAAAUGGAAGAACAGAGAUACCUGUCAGCUCCUCUUUCACUCAGGUAUAUUGGUGUCCCUAAGCCUUUCUGGGCCACAGCUGGAGAAGGUGGUGAUUGACAGGACCCUGGUGGGGAAGCUCAUCUCCGACACCAUCAGUGAUGCUGUUCUUACAGACAAUUUCAUCAUCUUGUCAUUUGAGGACCAUAACCAGCUCUGCUUUAUUCAGUUUACAAAGAAGAUGGAUUCUCCUGAUGUAAACAAAAGACUGGAAAAACUCUCUUGUUUGGACUUUAAGAUUUCUUAUGUUGAUAUACUUGGACCAGAAGGCAGAAGGAUGAAACGUCACCUGGCAAUAAACUGUAUGCAAGAUAUGGUCAUUUGCUGGUGGUCAGCAACUAGUGAUGGAGCAUGGCCUUGGUCUCCUAUUUCCUGUGAGAGGGACAGAGCCAACCUAUUGCUAUUAGGCUGUGCACAUGGCAAACUGGAGGUUCUGAGUUACGUCCGUACAGAAUGGGAUCCACUCGAUGCUAGCUUCAGCACUAAUCAGCCUUAUCAGGUUUACACAGUAGAGCACUCCAUCUCUGCAGACAAAGAGCCCAUGGCCGACAGCUGCAUCUACAAGUGUGUUAGAAACAAAAUUCAGUGUGCGGCAGUCACCAGAAUACCACUACGAUCCAGGGCCAUCAGCUGUUGCAGAGACACUACAGAGGACAAACUAGUCCUGGGUUGUGAAGAUUCAUCAAUAAUUCUGUAUGAAGCCUACAACCAAGUGACUCUGUUAGCCCAAGCAGAACUGCUGCCUGCUUUAAUAACCUACCACCCUUCCGGAGCUAUAUUCAUGGUUGGCAGCUCUCAAGGGGAGCUGCAACUUUUUGACACGGCACUGUCCCCAAUUAAAAUUCAGCUCUUGGCACAAGACUAUUCACCUGAGGCAACUCUGCAAUUCAGUAAACACUUUGACGUGCCUAGCAGCCUCAUCCAAAUCCAGUGGGCUGCUCCUCAAGUUGCAUCUGCUAGCGCUGAUGGCACAGAUAUUCAUGAUCUUUUGUUGGUUAGAUUUGACAAAGGACCCUUAGGAGUGCUUCACUUUAAACAUGGUGUGAUCACAAGAGGACAGCUGGGUCUUGUGGAAAUCAUCCACCAGUACAUUCGUUAUGAUGAGAUACACGAGGCAAUUAAUGUCCUGAACACCAUGAACUGGAACAUGAUGGGUCGUCAGUGUUACAUAUGCUUGAGUGCCAUUGUCAAUCACCUUCUUAAACAAAAGCUUACACCAGACAGAGAAGCACAGCUUGAGGCAAGCCUCGGAACCUUUUAUGCUCCAACAAGACCCCUCUUGGAUACGACCGUGCUGGAAUACAGGGACCCAAUCAGCAGAUACGCAAGAAGAUUCUUCCACCACCUGCUCAGGUAUCAGAGAUUUGAAAAAGCAUUUCUGCUAGCUGUUGACAUAGGUGCUCGGGACCUGUUUAUGGACAUCCAUUACCUUGCACUAGAUAAGGGGGAAUUGGCACUAGCUGAAGUGGCAAAGAAAAAGGCUAAUGACAUUGAUGCAGAAUCAAUAACUUCUAGAAUUGAACUUUUGGGGCAGUCAGACGAAGAAGACUCAUCAUGUGAAGCUUUCAUUGACCGACCUUCUGAGUAUGGAGAAGUGCAUGACCCAGCUGCUCCUGGUCAAGCCGUCAGAUCGCCAGCGCAGAGCUGCUCCCGCAGACCCACCAGCCGCAGACAGGCAGAAGACACCGAGCAUAAGCCCGGAGCAGAUGGCCGCACCACCUCCCUGAUGGAGAAACUCUUUUCCAGCAGCCAGGAAGCUUCCUGAAACUCCCCAAGCCUGUCCCUGCAAGCUGUCUGCCUGCAGGGCUCUCGCUGAAAUUGGUAGAAAUGCUCCUAUACCACACUGCUAGAGUGGGGCUUCGUCUGCGGCUUUGAAUUGAGCGCAGCACAUAAAAGUCAAAAAUUAUUAUUAUCCAAUGCCUGUUGGAUGGGACCUAAGAAAGAACUUAUUGUCCUCCAUCCAUGUUCAUCUUACACAGACUAGCCAGCGUAUUGGUGCUUUCAAGAGUGAGACCACAGUAAAGAGGAGUGAAAUACUACCCUAUGGUUUCAUGAUCGCUUUAAGCUGAUUUAACUGCAAGGUGCUGCCAAAAAAGGUGGACCGGCCCUUCCCCUGCCACCAGCCUCCAGUCCUCUGUCCUCCUCCCUCUCCCAUGCUGGCUCGGGUGCUCGCACACUUCCAGCCUGUGAGAAGCUCACUGGGGCAGGAGAGGAGAAGACCUCCCCAUGGCCAGGGAGACCCUACCCUCGUCCCCCAAAUCCUUCAGCUACCCUGCCAUGUCCAAUGGGGACAGUCCCUCCCAGACUGCUUUGGUGCCCCAGGUGGUUGGGUGUCGGGGCGGGGGGUGCGCAUAUAGAGCAUAUACAUAGGGCGAUCCUGUCUCCAGAGCUGAUGAGUCAGCAG